AUGAUGCCUUUACCAGAAGACCCACAACCUUUAUUAAAAGACCAAGAAGAAACAGCCUAUGAUUCUGAUGAGAAAGUCCUUUCAUUUGGGAUUGAUUAUGAUACCGAAAGCGGUGGGUCAACGGUGAUGCCACCGUUUUCAUGGAGAAAAUUAUGGUUGUUUACUGGUCCUGGGUUUUUAAUGUGCAUUGCCUUCUUGGACCCUGGCAAUUUGGAAGGGGAUCUUCAGGCCGGUGCAAUUGCAGGCUAUUCUUUGCUUUGGCUUCUUUUAUGGGCUACUGCUAUGGGUUUGUUGGUGCAGAUGCUGUCAGCGAGGCUUGGAGUGGCUACUGGGAAGCAUUUGGCUGAGCUGUGUAGAGAAGAGUAUCCAACUUGGGCUAGAAUGAUUUUGUGGAUUAUGGCUGAGUUGGCUUUGAUUGGUGCUGACAUACAAGAAGUUAUUGGGAGUGCUAUUGCUAUUCAGAUUUUGAGUAAUGGGGUUUUGCCUUUGUGGGCUGGUGUUAUUAUUACUGCUUCUGAUUGCUUUAUCUUCCUAUUUCUUGAGAACUACGGUGUGAGGAAAUUGGAGGCUGUUUUUGGGGUCCUCAUUGGAACAAUGGCAGUGACAUUUGCGUGGAUGUUUGGUGAUGCAAAACCCAGUGCCUCCGAACUUUUUCUUGGCAUCUUAAUUCCAAAACUUAGCUCCAAAACAAUAAAACAGGCUGUUGGAGUUGUGGGUUGCGUUAUCAUGCCUCACAAUGUGUUCUUGCAUUCUGCUCUUGUACAGUCAAGGGAGAUCGACCACAAUAAGAAAGGCCAGGUUCAAGAAGCUCUCAGAUACUACUCCAUAGAGUCAACCACUGCCCUUGUAAUAUCGUUCAUGAUCAAUUUGUUUGUGACAACUGUUUUUGCAAAAGGUUUCUAUGGGACAGAACUAGCCAAUAGUAUUGGCCUUGUAAAUGCAGGGCAAUAUCUUCAUGACAAAUACGGGGGUGGAUUUUUCCCUAUUUUAUACAUUUGGGGUAUUGGCUUAUUAGCAGCUGGCCAAAGUAGCACCAUUACUGGCACUUAUGCAGGGCAGUUUAUCAUGGGUGGUUUCCUGAACUUGGGCUUAAAGAAAUGGUUGAGGGCAUUGAUCACUAGAAGCUGUGCUAUCAUCCCGACUAUGAUUGUUGCACUUGUUUUUGAUACUUCUGAAGGCUCACUAGAUGUUCUAAAUGAAUGGCUAAAUAUGCUUCAGUCAAUUCAGAUUCCUUUUGCACUCAUCCCUCUUCUCUGCUUGGUCUCCAAGGAGCAAAUCAUGGGCAAUUUCACAGUUGGCCCCAUUCUUAAGAUGGUUUCUUGGCUUGUGGCUGCCCUGGUGAUACUAAUCAAUGGUUACCUUUUGCUUGACUUUUUCUCCAAUGAAGUGACUGGAGUAGUGUUUACCAUGUUAGUAUGCACUUUUACAGGCAAUCCUGCUAAUAAUAUCACUGAACUGCUGCACUAUUUUGAGGCUGAUUUAUUUUUCUUUCAACAUGUUUUGAAGGCAUUCUUCAGAGCUAAUAAGUUCAAGAUGGCUCUAGUUUUGUUGUGUUCAUCCUGUGUUGCUAGGUGGUACCUAAGGAGUUUCCCUGUCAGUUUUGAAUUUGGAUUUACAUGGGUUGGUAUUGUUCGUUCUGAAGUUAAGUUAGCACAAAAGGAUUUGGCCUAUGAAUAUGCGAAGGAUGGGCAUGUAAAACCACCAAACUCCAAUACUUUGAUAAGUUAUAUCCAUCGAUACCAUUGCUUCAUGGGAGGAGUAAUCCAAAUUCAAAACUAA
Molecule: messenger RNA, 1779 nt
Organism: Dovyalis caffra
Lineage: Eukaryota; Viridiplantae; Streptophyta; Magnoliopsida; Malpighiales; Salicaceae
Source: the annotation of a GenBank genome assembly